AUGGCGCCUGGAGGACCUCCUGGCUCCGGCCGUGGCCGUGGUGGAAAAUUCAAGAAAUUCACCCGUGGUGGUGGUAAAAACUUUUCCAAAAAUCUUCGUCCACUAGACGCAGAAGGGAACGAAAUGGCUAAACCUGACGCCGAUAACAAUUCCGAGAAAGAAGAAGACUCCUCAGAUGAAGAUUCUCUUGAAGAAGAGGAGUCUAAUCAGUCAAACUUAAAUCGUGAAGAACGCCGUGCUGCAGCCAAAGCUAAGAAAGAGGCUGCAAUCUUCAAGAAAAAAGCCAAGGUUGUUGAGACUGGUGAUUUACCGACUAGUUCCGAAGACGAAAGUCAAGAUGAAGCUAUGCAAUCUAAUCCAAACCACACAAAAGCAUCGCGGAAUCAAACCAUGCCUUCCGCAGAUAUGGCAGAGAUGAGUAAGGGUGUAGAAGAACUUAAAGUAUCUACCAAAGGAAAGCCAAUGGCAGAACUGAGCCGUAGAGAAAGAGAGGCAGUGCAAGCACAGCAAGCUAAAGAAAGGUAUCAGAAGCUUCACGAGGCUGGAAAAACAGACGAAGCAAAAGCAGAUUUAGCGCGACUUAAAUUAGUUCGAGAGAAAAGAGAGGCAGAAGCCGCUCGAAAACAGGCCGAAAAGGAAGAGCGUGAAAGACUAGAAAAGCUAAAGAAAGCCGAAAUUGAUGCGCGUGAAUCCAAGCGAAGAGAGGCUGCAUUGGGUCCAGCUAAAGGUAGGGGUAAAUCGAAAGCGUAA
This is a messenger RNA of Blumeria graminis f. sp. triticale, 750 nucleotides long. The record is from the annotation of a GenBank genome assembly. Lineage: Eukaryota; Fungi; Ascomycota; Leotiomycetes; Helotiales; Erysiphaceae.